AGGUUUAAAUAGGAACAGUUGGACUGGUGACUUAAGUUGAAGGCAGGCCUCUGCUUAAGGAACCUCACCUUAUAUUAGGUAAUUGUAUUGUGCACUGUGCAUGGAAUAAGACAAGCUGCAACAUGAAAAAGCAAUUUAUGCGUUACAAGCUCAUUGCAGACCAAAAGGUUGGCAGAGCAAACAAAUCAGAAGUCCUUAACGAUGAAAUGCUACAGGUGGAAAAACACAUGGAACAUGUCAGGGUAGCUUGCCAAUCUACAUAUAAGAAACUAUCGCAGUGUUUGCAGACACACAGCAUUGGGGAGUACGAAAAACGUAUAAAACGAGUGUCUGAGCAUGUGUUGGGCCAAGGAAUGCUUGAUGCCAGUAAAUCUUUACUUAGUGAAUCUGACUCCAACCAAACCUUAGGAAGCUCACUACGUGUAUGCGGGGAAGCACAGAUUGGAUUAGCCAAAGAGAAAGCAAUGUACGAGAUGUUUGUAGAUGAACAUGUGAUAGCACCACUCCAAACACUAGUAGAGAGUGAAAUUCCCAGCAUCAUGAAACAGCGUGAGCGCUUAAAGAAACUCGUCCUAGAUCGAGAUGGGGCGUACCAGAACUGGAACAAAGUCCACAAAUCCCAGUUCACACCUGGUGCAAACCUUCAGCAAAUUACAGCAAAAUCGGAAAUUUUGAAAGAUGAAUAUGACCAGGCUGUGAUAAGAAUGGAGCAGAGCAAGGAUCAACUGGUUACAGAUUUAUUUGAAUUUCUUGCGAAAGAAGCCGGCCAUGGACAACGAAUGUCGGAUUUCCACGCAAAGCAGUUGGAUUAUCACAGAAGGUGUGUGGACCUGCUAGAGAAAAUGAAGCCAGACAUGGAUUCAGUUCAAGAUAACGCAGUCAUGAAAUCAGCCUUCGGUUUGUCUUUAUCUGAUCAUUUACGGUUAACACAAAGAGAAAUUGCAUCUCCCAUCGAAGCUUGUGUUCUCUGUCUGUUGGAAUUUGGAUUAAAGGAAGAGGGCCUGUUUCGAAUCGGCGGCGGCGCGGCUAAAUUAAAGAAGUUCCGAGCACUAGCUGAUGGUGGGGUGUUGGAUUUUAAUGACUAUGACGCACAGGACGAUAUACACGCCGUCGCUGGCGCUCUUAAGCAAUAUUUGAGGGAGUUGCCAAACCCGUUGCUUACGCAUGAGUUGCAUGAUGAAUGGAUUGCUGCUUCAAGUAUUUCGGACAAUGACGCAAAGCUGCAACAGCUUUGGACCGUGAUUGACAAGUUGCCUGCUGAAAAUAAAGCCAACUUAAAAUACCUAAUCAAGUUCUGUGCUGUGGUGGCAGAGCAUCAGGAUGUAAAUAAGAUGAGUCCCGGAAACAUUGCAUUAGUUCUCGCUCCUAAUCUACUGUGGUCUCAUAUAGAUGACAUUGGUAAACGAAUGAUGGAAUCAAACCUGAUGGCGAACGUAGUGGAAAGUAUUAUCACAUAUUCAGAUUGGUUCUUCCCUGGAGACUUUGAUUUUGUUGUCACUCCGAAUGCAACAACCUACAGUGGCAGCCACAGAGAUAGUUCACAGUUCAAUGAUUUCAAGGUUCCAACCCCUGUGUCCCCUUCUACAAAUCACAAAACCCAUUCACGCAAUUCUUCUACAGACUACAAUCUUUCGGACUCUUCCAGCGGUACAGUUCAGUCUCCUGCUGGUAAACAACGGAAAAUGAAAAGUAAAGCACCACCACCCCCUACAGCUAAUACAAAAAAUACGGAUCAAAAAUCUUCACCCCCCAACUCCCACCCUCCUUCAUCUGGAGGAGGGAACACAACAAAACCUCCCAUCGCUGCCAAAAGAACAUCCAUGCGACGACCCCAGCUUCCUCCUCCCCAACCUCCAAAAGAAGAUCCAGUCUUGGAAGAGGAGGCAUCAAAGUCUCGACCCAUACCUCCAGUGAGAAAGCGACAGAGUCAUCACUCUUCUAACGAGCAAUUAAACUCUGCUCCUCGUCGGAACUCGGAUGAUAGUCCAGUGGAAGAGCCUCCGAUGCCAAAUCUUCCCCCACCCCCGUUACCAGAAGACUUUGAUCCCACAGAGGGCCUCGCAUCAGAGUUGCAGAAGUCCAGUAGCAUCCAUUUAUCAGAUGAGGAAGAAGAGGACGUGAUAAUGACUCCGCUAUGAUCCUCGCAUCCAUGCAUCACUGAUCUGUGAGGAUUUCCCGAGAGAAAUAGCGCCAACGUCCUAAAUCUUGAUCCUUAUCUAGUUAUCCAAGAUUAAAAUAUUAGAUUUUUAUAUUCUCAAUGUAUUCUGUUACUUUUGAUCAAUGUUUUUCAUUUGUUGCUUGGUAAUCACACGUUGCAUGCACCUCUCCACCUCAUACUUGGAGCACGGGAAAUUUCUUCGAUAAUAAGAAAGAAAAAUUUGUGCAAUCUGUUUCAAACGUCCACUGCUAGCUUUGUAAAUUAUCCUUUCAUAAUUUUGUCUGGUAGGGACUGAAUCUUGAAACCCAGUUAACUUUUCUGCGUGUAAACGCUUUACAACGAGUGCUUUACAUGUUCAAUUUUCAAAUCUUAUUCUAUUUCCAAAUUAUUCAGCACACAUAUUACUCCGCUAAUGUCUCAGCACUCUCAAUCUCCAAAAAGUAGUUCAAGGCUGGACCACUGUUAUAUGAUCUAUGUCAACAUUUAAGGUACGCGAAAAAUUAACUGUAUCUGCACCAGCCUUACCAAUGUGCUGAAAUCAGUCUCUCAUUUUUGCUUUCUAUCUGCACUUGUCUUAUUUCUCAAUUUUAAAUGAAUCAAAUGUUACAGCUAUCUAUAUAUUCCAUCUUGAAAUCGUGUAAAGUGUUUCGAGAGAUUACGCAGCUCUUUUGGGUUGGCAGGUCCAUUAUUAACACAUAGCAGGGUGGGGGAAGAUGGGACACCUUUUCAUUCUAUUUUCUUGGCGCAAUUUGUAGUAAACGAAAAAAAUUUUAACAAUUAUAAAACCGUAUCCUCGCAACUCCCAUAGACCGUUGUUAUUUGUUUAAAACACGUUCAGGGUAUUUAAAUAUUAUGUGUGAUAGGUGUCCCAUCUUCCCCCACCGUACUAUAUCUAUUAUUUUACUUGCAUGUUCCACACUGCUUAUCAACCUUAAAGCUCUAGUUGUUUGCGUAUUUCACAUUCUCAGCUGAUUUUCAGAACCUAUAGUAGAAAUCACUAGAAUAAUGCAAUUAUGCGUAAUUUACUUGUGUUAUUCUGUAGUGGUUUAUUAUUUAUUCCCAUGUUCAAUUUUUGAUGUAGAAUAUUCGCGUAUUUGCUUAAAAGAUUUAAAAUCGUACUCGUGCCAACCAAUAUCUGAGCUACAAGUCUGUUUAUGCACAAAUAAUAAGUCAACAUAGUAUGCGCUGUGGCUGAGGUAUUCAAAAUUCUCGAGUUAAAAUAAAAGAUACGCCAUGUG
Ciona intestinalis (vase tunicate) is the source of this 3396-nucleotide messenger RNA. Lineage: Eukaryota; Metazoa; Chordata; Ascidiacea; Phlebobranchia; Cionidae. The record is from RefSeq and is a predicted model, not a curated record.